Molecule: messenger RNA, 1357 nt
Organism: Anastrepha ludens (Mexican fruit fly)
Lineage: Eukaryota; Metazoa; Arthropoda; Insecta; Diptera; Tephritidae
Gene: p24-1
Product: transmembrane emp24 domain-containing protein 7
Exons: 2
Coding region: 274-936 (220 amino acids)
Biological process (GO): intracellular protein transport; endoplasmic reticulum to Golgi vesicle-mediated transport; Golgi organization
Cellular component (GO): Golgi apparatus; endoplasmic reticulum; COPII-coated ER to Golgi transport vesicle
Source: RefSeq, a predicted model, not a curated record
AGUAGAAUUUUAUUUUUACUUAUAGAAGAAGCAGAAAAGUUAGACGUACAAGCAAACAAGUCAAGUAUUUCGAUAUUUGUAUUUUAAAACCAAAGAUACUGCUUAUAUUGUCGAUAAUCCACAAUAUUUAUUAAAUUUACUUAGGUGCACUCCCUACCUCUAAGACAUUGCGUGGCACCACACGAAAAUCUUCAUAUCUGCGAUUUUAAAACAAUAUAUAAAAGUUUGAAAAGUAGCGUUGCGCUUUCACAUAUUAUCCAAGAGAAAACUACCAUGCAAUCAUCCACACUUCGAUGGUGUUUAAUAAGCGCGUUAUUAACGCUACUGUUUACUAUAGCCUAUCACCCUGUUUCUGCUGUGGAAUUUACAUUUGAUUUGGCGGACAAUACGGAAGAUUGCUUCUUUGAAGAAGUGAGGCGUAACACAACAUGCUAUCUAGAGUUUCAAGUAUCAGCCGGUGGUCAACUGGACGUGGACGUGACGUUGACAAACCCACAUGGCAAAUUGGUAUACGAACAACAGCGAGCUACAUUUGACAGUCAUCAAUUUACGGCUGAGGCGACGGGUGUUUACAAAGUUUGCUUUAGCAAUCAAUUUUCUUCAUUCUCUCACAAAAUUGUCUACGUUGACUUCCAAGUCGGCGAGGAGCCAGCAUUGCCUGGAAUCGACGAACAUGCCACCGUACUGACGCAAAUGGAAACGUCCUCGCAAUCGAUUCACAAAAGUCUCAAUGAUAUACUUGAUGCACAAACACACCAUCGUCUGCGCGAGGCACAAGGUCGCAAACGUGCAGAAGAAUUGAAUGAGGCCGUACUGGUGUGGUCAGCUCUUGAGACGUUUAUAAUAAUAGUUAUCGGCUUUGGGCAGAUUUUAAUUUUACGAGGCCUUUUCUCAAAUCGGAAGCCUAGUGAUACACGAUAUAGUCAAUUGCGGUAGAAAAUUCAAUAAUAUAAUAAAAUCGAAAACGAAAACAAGUGAUUGGAAAAAGGAGGAAUCGACGAUAUGUAUGGACGAUGUAAAAAAGAAAUAAAGGAUGUACAAUUCAGGGCCAAGAGGUUGCAUCUUAAUUUUUGCUUACGCUUAUAAUUUUGAUAAACUGUUUCCAAAAUAUAAACAAAGAUAGUAUACCAUUCGAAUUAUGUUUGAAACCUUUAAGAUUUGGUUAUUUCAAAACAAAUUGUAAUAAACAGUUUCUACAAAUUGCUGCUAGUAUUCAAUCAAUCCCUCCUCAACAAGCUUCUUGAAAUUUUGUCAUUUAAAUACGAAUUAUCAAUGCACUUAAAAAAACACGAAUAAUAAAAUAGUACGUAAGCUUAGUGUCAUAAAUAUUAAAAGCUUUCAGAGCUCGAAUGCAAUU